Messenger RNA from Zootermopsis nevadensis, 1912 nucleotides. NCBI's taxonomy places the organism in Eukaryota, Metazoa, Arthropoda, Insecta, Blattodea, Termopsidae. The record is from RefSeq and is a predicted model, not a curated record.
ACGUCAUGAACUGAUGCACUCACAUUCCAUCAGGACCUUCUCUACACUUCACUACACUUAUGAAGCCUUCCCAUCCUCACCCCAAUUCACCCCCUUCACUGCCCCCACCCAUGUAUUCCCUUCACUUCACCUCAUUUAUCACUUUCCUAACCUUCUUCCUAAAAGUACUUGGUUUACAGGAGAGAGUCCCUAAAACCUCAGCAGGUAGCUGGUUCCAGAGUUGGAUGGUCCUAUUUACAAAGGAAUAUUUCCCGAUAUCUGUCCUUUGCCCUCUGCUCCUAAUUUUCCGAAUAUGAUCGACCCUGCUCAGAUAGUAUGGCCUUUGCCUUCCAUGCCCGUUCUCCCGUGUACGCUUUGAAGAGAGCACUUACGCGUGCUAUCUUUCUACGCUGUGCCAGGGUUUCCCAGUUCGAAUCGCUCCUGUGAUAUGCAAAUUUACAUGCUUUCCUUUGCACCCGUUCUAACGCAUUUAUCUGUCCCUCCCUGUAAGGAUCCCAGCACGCCGCCCCAUACAAGCAUUCGAAAACAUUUAUAAACACUGAUAAUUCUAAAUGACACUCAUAAACGUGGUUUACUUCAACGAAGCUUUUGGGUUAAAAACCUGUGCAAUGAGCAAUGAGACCUACAGAGAUGAAUAUCUUUCACGAUCUGAAAUGCAAUACAAGAAUAUCCUUUGUCCUGCAGGCUGUGACCGACGGUCUGAUACUGCAUUUAUUUACUGAAAGCUGCAAACCCCAGCAAGGCUCCAGGGAUCACGCUAACAAGGCACUCUCUUUCAGCUGGUGGUACGUAAUGUCCAAAGUAGUGGAACUAGCGGACACUGUGUUUUUCGUGCUCCGAAAGAAGAACAGACAAGUUUCGUUCCUCCACGUGUACCAUCAUGCUUCACAGGUGGUAUAUUCAUGGGCCUGUCUCAAGUAUCUCCCAGGUGAACAAGGAGUUGUUAUGGGAUUCAUCAAUUCCUUGGUACACGUCGUCAUGUAUUUCUACUACAUGGUAGCAGCGAUGGGGCCCAAGUACCAGAAAUACAUUUGGUGGAAAAAGUACAUGACCGUGAUACAACUGGUACAAUUCGUGGUGGCCCUGGUCUACCUGGCAUUCACCCUCGUCUCGGACUGCCACGUCUCCCGACUUCUAAGCGUCUUGUUGGCCACGAACGGCACCUUCCUCUUAAGCCUGUUCAUGAACUUCUACUUCCAAACGUACAAGAAGAAGGUGGCAGAUUGAAGAAAGGAGACAAAUAAUGUUCACUCAUCAUCUCCUUAACGUGACGCAGUAGUGGCAUGUUUCAACAGCGUCUCUGAACACCUUUUAGUUGGGAUACCCCUUAAUUUACAAAGAGAGUCACCACGUGCCCAUUUUGAAUGGUAACUUAUCUCGAGCUACGUUCUCCAUGACACCAAUAAAACAGUAAUUAAGAAGUUUCCUGCUGCUCAAACUUUCAAACUCAGGUUUCAAAUUGCCGAAGGUCAUUUUCACCUGUGUUUCGCAAAGCACACAACAUACGUUUUGUACCUCCUAGAGAUGCCUACAGACACGCAAAGUUAAGGAGCCCUGCGUCAGAAAGACGGAAUUAUCUGACACACCUCGAGGUACGACUGAAGCAGGAAGCAGUUGAAAUGGGCACUGUUUCAUUUCAACGAAACUAUCAAAAAGCCUAUUUAAAUGUAAGUUCGUGUUAUCACUUGUUAAUUUAUCAUCACAAACCCAUACGAAAUAACAAUUAAAUGUCAUUCUGUAUAUUUUAAUUUCCGAGAAGGCAAAACAUUCUAAAAUGUAAGGUACAAAUCAUCCCCCGAAUUCAAACUGUUCUUCUUAAUGUCCUUGAUCUUUGCCUUUAUAUUAAGAUUAAUGUAUGUAUAUACCCAUCUUGUAAAAUAUUUUAAAGAAAUAAAAUUCCGCUGUCCGUAAC